AUGCGCCCGCCGCUUCGGAUCGCAGUCCUGGAAUGCGAUACUCCGCUCCCUAAUACUAACGGUCGUUAUAAUGGUUAUGGAGGUGUCUUUAGUGCGCUGCUCACAGCUAGCGCGCAGAUGCUCAAUCAGCCUGACAGACUAGAUCCGUCAGCAGGCCUGCAAAUCUCAAAAUGGGACAUCGUAAAUGGCACAGAAUACCCGAAGCUGGAAGAUAUUGACGCUGUGCUCCUUACUGGAUCAAGACAUAACUCGUUUGAAGAUGUCCCCUGGAUCAAUCGCCUCGUGGAAUUCACUCAGGCUGUCUUGGCACAAGACCGUAUUCGCAUCCUUGGAAUCUGUUUCGGACAUCAGAUCAUCGGUCGAGCCCUAGGAGCAAAAGUUGGACGAAGUGAUCAAGGAUGGGAAAUUGCUGUUUGUGACGUGGAGUUGACAAAGAAGGGUAAAGAAUUAUUUGGACGGGAUCAACUUCGUAUUCAACAAAUGCACCAAGAUAUUGUCUUCAACUGCCCGGGAGAUGUUACCCUCCUUGGCUUUUCCCCUCGCUGUGCAGUACAGGGCAUGUACUCCCCGCGCCGCUUUAUCACAGUGCAAGGUCACCCUGAGUUUACGGGUGAAAUUGAGACAGAGAUCAUUAAGAACAGGACCAAGACUGGGGUUUUCACCGAGGAGCAAGCACGAGAUGCCUUGGAUCGAGCUGGAAACGAGCAUGAUGGUGUCGCGAUUGGAACUACCUUCCUCAAAUUCCUAUUGGAGGAGUAA
Molecule: messenger RNA, 759 nt
Organism: Penicillium macrosclerotiorum
Lineage: Eukaryota; Fungi; Ascomycota; Eurotiomycetes; Eurotiales; Aspergillaceae
Product: type 1 glutamine amidotransferase
Exons: 3
Coding region: 1-759 (252 amino acids)
Cellular component (GO): nucleus; cytosol
Source: RefSeq, a predicted model, not a curated record